Molecule: messenger RNA, 900 nt
Organism: Ramularia collo-cygni
Lineage: Eukaryota; Fungi; Ascomycota; Dothideomycetes; Mycosphaerellales; Mycosphaerellaceae
Product: related to ammecr1 protein
Exons: 2
Coding region: 1-900 (299 amino acids)
Source: RefSeq, a predicted model, not a curated record
AUGGCGACCCAGGCACACUGCGCUUACUGCUUCGAAACACUCACUGCGAACUUUGAGCGCAGAAAGCCAUUAGGAUUGGCACAAGUUGAAGAGCUGUGGGCGAGAUACCAUGUGGACAAGUCCUUAGAGUUGGACGAUGGUGGCCAAAACGAUGCAGACAUGACGGAAGACGACGCAGAUGAAGAGGAAAGCUCGAGCGCUCGACCAGCCGCCAUCUCGAGACUCCUCAACAGAGAGCCCGCCCAAUCCGCCAUGUCGUCCGAUAGUAGCUUGCCAUCGACGAACACAUCCUCGUCAACACAGAGUAGUAAGGCUGCAUCAGGUGCUGCGACCCCCGCAAGCUCCACGAGCUCUCGUGCCUCGCUACAAGAGUAUCCUCUGUUUGUCACGUGGAACACCGUCACUCGGAGCGGGCAGAAGAACCUGCGAGGUUGCAUCGGUACUUUUGAGGCGCAAGAGCUCGAGUACGGGCUGCGUUCGUACGCAUUGACAAGCGCACUCGAGGAUGUUCGCUUCUCGCCCAUUCCAUCUUCCCUUAUCCCUUCUCUUAGUGUUCAUGUUACCUUACUGACGAACUUCUCCACACCUUCGAAAGAACCUCUCGACUGGACCCUCGGAAAGCACGGCAUUCGGAUCUCAUUCAACCACAAAGGAAGACGUUACGGCGCAACUUACUUGCCUGACGUGGCGCCAGAGCAAGGCUGGACAAAAGAGGAGACGCUGAUAUCGCUCAUGAGGAAGGGUGGCUGGAAUGGAAGCAGCAGCUCGUGGCAGAAAACCUGGCGGGAGGGAAAUGGUGAACUGAUUACAUAUGAGGGCAAGCAGGUCGGUCUGCAAUACCAGGAAUGGAGGGAGUGGAGGGACUGGGUCGACGGGCAGGGAGCCAACGGCAAGGCCUAG